This is a messenger RNA of Salvelinus sp. IW2-2015, 1112 nucleotides long. Its product is annotated as P2R1A-PPP2R2A-interacting phosphatase regulator 1. Gene Ontology annotation, molecular function: protein serine/threonine phosphatase inhibitor activity. The record is from RefSeq and is a predicted model, not a curated record. Lineage: Eukaryota; Metazoa; Chordata; Actinopteri; Salmoniformes; Salmonidae.
UGCAGGCGUUUCUGAAGACAUCUCGAGCCAACUAAACGAAAGGACACCAGGAUGAGCAAACAAGAGAAUAUGGAAUUGGAUCUCGUAAUCCCAUCAACACUAGUUCAGAGCGACGGACACCUGAGACGAUCCAACAGCGCCCCAAUGAUUAAUGGCUUAAGUGAUAAUUCCCAGGUUUUCCACAGAGAGAUUCUACGCAGCAGGAGAAACAGCACCACUGUUGUCAACCGCCCUAAUAUGGUCCCUUCAUCGCCCAUUCGCGUCCCCAGCACAAGGCUUCAUCAGAUCAAACGGGAGGAGGGUGUGGAUGUGAUGAACAGAGAGACAGCCCAUGAACGGGAGGUUCAAGCAGCCAUGCAGAUGAGUCAGUCCUGGGAGGAGAGUCUGAGUCUGGUGAGAAAUGAUGAUGCUCCCAUGAGUGACAAUGACUUUGAGAAAUCUGCAUCGUCGUCCCCAAAGCGCAUCGACUUUGUGCCUGUGUCCCCAGCACCAUCCCCUACAAGAGGGAUAGGGAAGAAGCAGUGCUUCUCCCCUUCAUUGCAAAUCCUGGUGAGCAGCCACGGCCUAUCCCCCAGCCCUAUACCUAGCCCAACGCGACGCUUCAGCCGGCGGAGCCAAAGCCCCAUUCACUGCAUCAGGCCCAGCAUCCUGGGGCCCAUCAAACGUAAAGGGGAGAUGAUGGAGACUGAGAGCCAGCCAAAGAGGCUCUUCCAGGGGACCACCACAAUUCUGUCCUCUGAUGUACUCGUGCCCCAAGUCCAACUGCCAGACUUCACCUCCAGUCUCUCUCCGCCGGAUGUGCUGGACGGCAGCCUCAGCAGUGUGGGUUCUUCCACUGGCUCGCCAUCUAAGAUGGAGGGCAUCUCUGAGUCUCCUUCCUCCAGUAACUCUCCCUUCAACCCCCUCCAGGACCACUCCCCAAAAUGAACAAGGGAACAUGAGACUCUAAACAAGAGUGAAGGCACGAAAGCCACCUCAACUGUACGACACCCCCCCCCCCCCCAAAUCACUUUGCUUUAGCUAAUGUGGGAAUCCCUUCCCAUGCUGUUUGCUUUUGCUAGGGGAGGAGAGUCUAGGUAUUUGCAUUGAAAGGAAACCAAAGCCUUGGAUGU